AUGGAUAAUCUAAUUGACAUGGACCGUAAAGUUUUGAGCAUAUUCCUUUUCUUGAUUCACGUGAAACCGCAAGUUGAUUUAUCUAUUGCUGUUCGAAAAUUUAACCACCAGAAAGACAUGUCGGAGUAUUGCAGGCGUCGAGUGGCGCCAUCUGUGUUCCUAGGGAAACAGGUCAUGGAAGCCAGCUCCCAUAUCAUGCACUUCUCACAGUUGGAAGUGCCAUAUAGUUGCACUUUGAGCGUAAGGACAGAGUCCGGCAAUAAUAUUAUCCUGGUUAUUCAAUUGUUAUCCGAAAUGGGUUUAAUUGACGCCUGCGCACAAAAUGCCGAUCAGCUGAUCAUAUAUGAGUUUGGAGAAACGUUUGGCGGCUACUGGGGGCAUCUACCUCAUACAAUGAUUAAGAAGACUACAAAAAAUUAUACUCAGUUCUAUACUUUAAAAACUACAAAGCCUACAACUACUACUGAAAGUACGAAACAUAAUUCAACGGAUGCAUCAAAAAACGUUCUCAUGCAAACGUUUCCAGUUGCGACGGACAGACCAAAGGACUUCAUCAGAAUGGAAGUGCCGCUGGUGAAUGUGUCCGGAAAUUUCCAAUUAGGGUCGCCGCUGCAGACGGACAAUGCAGAAGAGAUGUUCGACUUCAUCUAUGACGUCACACCGAAGAUCGGGGUAGAAUAUGAAACAAGCAUACUACCUUUAGUGCAGUUUUCAAUAAAGAAACAAACAAUUCGACAAGAUAGCUACGACAAGAAACAACGCUACGAUCUAGACUACGCGGUUGAUGGAUUUACUUUUGAUUCUAGAUUAUUAUUUAGUACAGUUAAUAGAAGAUUGACAACUAGAAAAAGGAAAUGGUCUGCACGCAGAACAUUAAAUUUUCGAAAGAAAAAAUUGCAAAAUGGGGAACUUCCUAUAGUAAAUAAUUUGUUAAGGGAUAAAAAGUUACAGUUUAUAGUUAAUCAAAGUGCCACAUUGCAAGCUGACUAUCAUGCUAAAAAUAGUUCAUACUCUCAUAUUAGAAGAGACGAAGAUCAAUCGACUGCAUACAAAGUUAAUAUGUCCGAUUACGUAACAGAAAAUGUUAAACCAUUACAACUAGAUAAAACAAGUAACAAUAUAAGUAUUAAAAAUGACAUUGAUAAAUCACAUUUUUUACAAAAGGGAAGGAUGGUGGACCAUGAAUCAUGGGAAAAUAUUGUACAAGCAGCCCCUGUUAUGGCUGUAGUUUUAAAUAAAAGUGAAAUAUUCAGUAACGUAACUCAAAAAGGCCGAGAAGAACACAAUAAAGUCGACAAGAGGAAUAAGCGGCACAUCCAUGCAUUAGAAGUAGAAAACUCUCGUCCACGCAAUUUGACCACGCAGCGUGCACUGACUAGGGGCACUGAAAUGCAGUAUCAAUUUUCGGACUUGCAGGAUCUUGCUGCACUAGUCGAGUUACAAGACGAUGAGAUAACAGGCCGCUUGGCAUUACGAUAUAUAAGAAACUACGUUGGUUCAGCACUGUUCAAUAUCUGUGACUUCAACGAGGCCAAGUCUCGUCAAGUUUUCCUGUUCAAUACUUCGAGGAUUGUUAUCGCUAUUAAUAAUUUCACAUUGGAGGGUAUGACACUUGUACUUACACCAGCUCAGUCCCUAGCCGACAGUAUGUCUAUGUGCGAACCUGGCCAUCUGGAGUGCCAGAUCAUCGGAACUCGAGUAUGCAUUGACUCCAUGAAUGCGUGUGAUGCAGUUCCUAAUUGUGGCUCCUACGAUAUUUAUGACGAAGAUCGUCUCAAGUGCGGCGUGACUCAAGGACUGCAACAUAACGUCUACCUCGCUGCCUUCACAUUCCUCGCGGUGAUCCUCACCAUACUAUACACUAUCCAGUACUGGCUCAAGCGAUGCGUGCCCAAAGUAUCCGAUGCCUUCUUCAUAUACACCGACGCAACUGAAAAUACAUUACUUUUGGACACAAUUAUGCGCUCACCCAACGAAGGUGAUGAAACAUCAAGUAAGUUUGUAUAUUCAGGGCAAUUCUUUGAUAAUGACACUUUGUAUGGUGACGGGUUUAAAGGUGAUUUAAAUGAAAAUGUUUGUAAGAAGAUCAUAAGUAAAUGUUGCGCAUAUUUGAUUUGUAAGAAGAGACGUGAAGAGCCUGCUGACUAUGUAAAUGAAGUAAAUUCAGUGCCAUUAGACAAAUCAAAUAUAUUUUCUUUUACGGAAUAUGAAUUACGUAGAUUUGCACAAUCCACAUUAAGAGAAGAAGCCGUCCAAACUGGAGAGAGUUUAGAAAUGCAAUCUGAAAUUUCUAAGGACGAACAUAAAGAUGUGCUUCGCCAAGGAAUCGAACAAGAUCCAUUAGUUAAACUAAAAGCAGUCGAUGACCAGGCAAGUCGUUGUAACUAUAAGGAGGAAUUAAAAUUAAUUAAGUUUACUAAAGAAACUAGGUCAUCGUCUCAAUGUAAUGAAAUAAACGCCGAUCAUCAAAGUUUAGGAAAUAUGGCAAGAAGGCAUGCCGUCGUUGCAGACGAUGAAAAAGAAAUAAGAAGUACAGUUUACGAACGUAUUUCAAAUACUAAUAUUAAUCCAGAGAAAAUACGUGUUAAGUGUGAAGUACAUUCCGAGAACAUAAAAAAACACUUUGACUCUAAUAAACGUUUGCGAUUUGAUGAAGAGCUUACUAUGAUACCUUCAAUAGAAAGUGGUGGAGAAAUAACGACUGAUAUUUUGGGCGGUAGAAUAAGUGUGUUUGGAACUGGAGAACAAAGCAAUCAAGAUUUCGAUACAAUAACACAGGAUGAACCUGGAACAAGUGACAGCCGCGAUUUCAUGCGGUUUUGGGGAACUUCGAAGGGCAAGAAGGGUAAAAAGAAGAAAGAAAAGCAACUUCGUAUGCAUUAA
Molecule: messenger RNA, 2883 nt
Organism: Pararge aegeria (speckled wood butterfly)
Lineage: Eukaryota; Metazoa; Arthropoda; Insecta; Lepidoptera; Nymphalidae
Exons: 13
Coding region: 1-2883 (960 amino acids)
Source: RefSeq, a predicted model, not a curated record